CAAGUGAUGGAGCUGAUCCUCCUUAUUGCAAAAAAAUCUACCUCCAACUUGGGAUUCAAUAAGAAGGGAGUUAGAGGAAUGCAAUAAUAAACUAAUCACACUACAUCUCAGUGAUUUCACAGAGAGAGAGAUGAGGUUUCUCCCGUCUUCAUUGCUUCUGCUUCUUCUAGCCAUUGCCCCUUUGGGCUUCACUCAGCAGACUGCAACUGAGGAGUAUAGCAGAGAUGACUUCCCUUCUGAGUUUGUUUUUGGAGCAGGGACCUCAGCUUAUCAGUAUGAGGGUGCAGUAGCAGAGGAUGGAAGGAGUCCAAGCAUUUGGGAUACUUUCACACUUGCAGGGAACAUGGCAGAUAAAAGCACAGGUGAUGUGGCUUCUGAUGGGUACCACAAAUAUAAGGAGGAUGUCAAACUCAUGAGUGAUCUAGGGCUCGAAGCCUACAGAUUUUCCAUCUCGUGGUCAAGGCUUCUUCCAAAUGGGAGAGGAGACGUCAAUCCAAAAGGCCUCAAGUAUUAUAACGAUCUUAUCAACGAGCUAAUUGAACAUGGAAUUCAGCCGCAGAUCACACUUCACCAUCUAGAUCUUCCCCAGGUCCUUGAAGACGAAUAUGGAGGAUGGCUUAGCACUAAGAUUAUAGAUGAUUUCAGAGAAUAUGCGGAUGUGUGCUUCAAAGAGUUCGGAGACAGGGUUUCUUACUGGACUACGAUUGUUGAACCGAAUGUAAAUGGUCAGGCAUCCUAUGACUAUGGAUUUUUCCCACCACAGCGAUGUUCUUAUCCAUUUGGGGCUUAUAAUUGCUCAGCCGGGAAUUCUACAGUGGAGCCUUAUAUCACAGUCCACAAUAUGCUCUUAGCUCAUGCAGCAGUUGUGAACCUAUACCGAACCAAAUAUCAAGCUAUGCAAAAGGGUUGGAUAAGCUUGAAUCUCUAUACCUUAUGGUUAUGUCCCUUUUCAAAUUCCUCGGGCGAUGUUGAGGCCACGCAAAGGGAAAUGGAUUUUAUGAUCGGCUGGGUUAUGAACCCGCUAGUGUUUGGAGAUUACCCGGAGAUCAUGAAGAAGAAUGCCGGUCAAAGGCUUCCAUCUUUCACCAGAUUAGAAUCAGAACAGGUGAAGGGCUCAUUCGACUUUAUUGGAUUGAACCACUACACAACGGCAUAUGUGAAGGACAACUCGAAUGGUCCUAUCUCUGGUCUUCGCGAUUUCACUGCAGAUUCAUAUUCCGUACUCACAGGUUCCAAGGAUGAUACACCAACUAGUCAUUUCGACCCAACUCACAUAAACAACGAUCCAUCUGGGCUUCGAAAGAUGCUGGGAUAUUUGAAAAACAAGUAUGGAAAUCCUCCUAUCUACAUCCAAGAGAACGGCUAUAGCAUGGGUGUCAAGGACACCCUCAACCUCAACGACACAGAUCGGAUUGACUACUUGGACGGAUACUUAAGAAGUACACUACAGGCUAUUAGGGAUGGAUCAGACGUGAGAGGGUACUUUGUGUGGUCGUUUGUAGAUGUUUUCGAAUUUUUGUUGGGCUAUGAAUCAAGCUUCGGGCUGUACUACGUGGAUUUUGAUGACGUAGAGCGCAAGAGGCAGCCAAAGCUCUCUGCACGUUGGUACUCCAACUUCCUCAGAAAGAAGAAGAAAGAUAUCCUCAUGCGGAAGAGUGGUCUUCAGGUAAUGCACCAUCAGCAGUGAUGCGUAUAGCUUAAAAGGAGUUCAUUUGCUUCUCCGAAGGCAGCAUGUUAUUUUGGGUACAUAACAUGAUAGUUAUAUCAAACAAAAUUCUGUUUUCAGUUGUAUCUUAGACGUCGGAAACGCUCUUUUUUCAUGUUUUAUUUUCAGUAUAGCUACAAAUAUUGAAACCUCUACUUGUAAACAAAGGACAUCAUGGAAAGAACUGGCAAAAAAUCA
Molecule: messenger RNA, 1903 nt
Organism: Asparagus officinalis (garden asparagus)
Lineage: Eukaryota; Viridiplantae; Streptophyta; Magnoliopsida; Asparagales; Asparagaceae
Product: beta-glucosidase 22-like
Exons: 13
Coding region: 131-1687 (518 amino acids)
Biological process (GO): carbohydrate metabolic process
Molecular function (GO): beta-glucosidase activity
Source: RefSeq, a predicted model, not a curated record